AUGGAAGAAGGAUGGACAGGAGAUGGGGAGGAUGGAGAUCCUCUAGAAGGUCGGAGUGGGAAUGAUGAGGUAUCCGGAGAAGAAGUUGAAUCAGCUCAAGAAGGUUCAGUAGAAGAUAAGGAGGUUGAGUUGACUGUUGUUGGAGUCGUUGGAGUAAUCAAUCUUCUUUUCCUUGGAUUCCUCAGCUACUUCUUCUUUGAUCUCCAGGUUGUAAUUGAUACCAUAAAUGGACCAGUCUCCUUUUCAGCCAGGAACCUUCUUCACAUCCUGGUGCUAGCCAGCAUUAUAUUAAACUUUGUUUCAGCACUUGUUGCAGGUUGCAAGUUUCUCUACAAGAAGUUGAGAAGUCCUAGAGGUUCAUCUGAUGCUGAGAAGGGAGUUCAGGGAGUUCUAAAGUGCGGGAGGGAUAAUUGUGUGACAUGCGAGGGGUUAGUAGAGGGGUGUGUGUUCAAGAGCAGUAUAACCCACACCAAGUAUUCCUUCAAACCUCAAGAUCCCUGUAACUGCAGAAGUCGAAGAGUGAUCUACCUGGUCACCUGUCAAGAAUGCCAUAUGCAGUAUGUGGGAAAGACGGAGAGAGGUUUGUAUGAGAGGCAUUAUGAGCACAGGAAAGAGGUCAAUAAUGAGAGUUCCCCACUGGGCAGACAUUUCGGGAAAUGUGGGGAAAAGAACUGGAGUAUCCAGAUCAUUGAAAAAUGUAGUUCAAGUGAUGCGCUAAGUAAAAGGGAGGGUCAUUGGAUAAAAGAACUGAGAUGUCUGUCCCCAGAUGGAAUAAACAUAAGAGACGAGGGUAAAGAGGGUUUGAAUUUGAACCCAACUACCCGGAGACCCUAGGACGCGUAAUUAUUAUCCGUGCUCCUAUACAGAGUAUUCCCGAUCCUCUGGACUUUAGUGUGUCUCCUUGUAAACGAGACAAACAUCUUUCUGAUUGGUUGGAACGGACAGCUUAUUCAGGUUCGGAAAAGUGAGAGAAAUCUAAAAGCUUGAAAUCUGUGAGAUAUAACUCUUCUUCUCCAUCCACUGGAGAUGCAUAUGGAACGAAACCCUAGGUUUGGAACACUCUGAGGUAUUCAAGUUAAUGGAAGUCUACGUGAGAAGUCCCGCGCUGAGCCUCAAUAUUCAAACUUUAACCGGGAUCCAUUUGGUACUAUGCGAGCAGCCCGGGGUUCCAGUGUACCCUCUUCCAGGACAGGGUACCAGGGCAACAUGACAAGGGACCUGAAAACCAGUAAAGGGGACCAGGAAUCCUUGAUAGGGAACCUAGAAACCAGAACAGGUCACAGGACGGAUAAGAGUGUUGAGAGGGUUGAUGAGCCAGAUUACCGUGGAGUAGGAGAACCUGUAGACCCUCAGCUAGCUGCCACUGAUGAACUACUUGGCAUCACGUAAAUGAACCAGAAGAACAGAA
Molecule: messenger RNA, 1408 nt
Organism: Eurytemora carolleeae
Lineage: Eukaryota; Metazoa; Arthropoda; Copepoda; Calanoida; Temoridae
Exons: 15
Coding region: 1-834 (277 amino acids)
Source: RefSeq, a predicted model, not a curated record